AUGCGUCCGACCGCACUCAUUCCAGCGCUAUGCUGCGCAGGAGCUCUCAUCCUCUCUUUCCUGUGCCUCUUCGCAGGCCAUAAGAAAGGCUUCAUGGAGGACUACCACAUGCUUACCCUCAAUACCUCCCGCCUGGGCGAAAACCUCGUCAACAGCUCCCUCACCGACUCCGGCGGCCCGCUCUCCUCGAUCUGGAAUUCGAUCCCCACUGACAUCCAAAACGACGUCGGCGAAGCCAUCGGCGUCGUCACCGAACGCCUCGGCAUCGAGGACUUCUACUCCGCCCACAUACUCGACUACUGCUACGGCCAGUACGUCCCCGCCGAGGCCGCCAAUGCCACCGUCUCCGCGUCCGACAUCCACAAGAACCUCACGGGGUGCUCGAACCGCACGGCCAUGUUCUGGUUCAAUCCGAACGAGAUUUUGGAAAACGCGCUGAAUCAGAGCGGCGUGGAUGUUACGCUCGACGAUCUCGAGUGGCCCGCGGAUAUCCAGCGCGGGCUGGAUGCGCUGCGCGUUAUCUGGAAGGUGGCGUUUGUGCUGUACUGCAUUGCCAUCACCUUGAUCGGCAUCGCGCUUAUCGCCGCUCUGCCUGCUAUCUUCGCCUCGGGCCGCCUAGCUGCGUGCUUGAACCUGAUGAUUGCGAUUCUGGCGUUCAUUGCAAUUGGGUUGGCCAGCGCGCUGACGACCGCGGUCAUUGUCAAGGGCGCGGAUGUGGUUAACCAGUACGGGGAUGAUGUGGGUGUGCAGGCGCACAAGGGCGGCAAGUUUUUGGCGAUUACGUGGGCAGCGACGGGGUUGAUGCUGGUGGUGCUUGUGCUAUGGAGCGUGGAGAUUUGCUUUGGGCAUCGCCGGAGGAAAACGUACGUGCCUGCGAAGCACGGUUAA
This is a messenger RNA of Trematosphaeria pertusa, 888 nucleotides long. RefSeq lists its product as uncharacterized. NCBI's taxonomy places the organism in Eukaryota, Fungi, Ascomycota, Dothideomycetes, Pleosporales, Trematosphaeriaceae. The record is from RefSeq and is a predicted model, not a curated record. Gene Ontology annotation, biological process: fungal-type cell wall organization. The coding region runs from base 1 to 888 and encodes 295 amino acids. The transcript is spliced from 2 exons. Gene Ontology annotation, cellular component: plasma membrane; cell cortex of cell tip.